Molecule: messenger RNA, 3228 nt
Organism: Arabis nemorensis
Lineage: Eukaryota; Viridiplantae; Streptophyta; Magnoliopsida; Brassicales; Brassicaceae
Source: the annotation of a GenBank genome assembly
AUGGACAUGGAUAUGGACACUUCUCCUAGCUACUUCGACCCUGAGGUCCUCAGUGUUAGAGAUCAAUUCCGGCGUUAUCGGAAGAGACACUCUACAUCGCCACAUGAGGAAAUCUUGAGUUCAAAUGUCAGCGAGAACAGAUUACUGUAUGAUGGGCAUUACAUCCAUAGUCCAACAAAUACAGCUUUGCUGCUUGAAAACAUUAAAGAGGAGGUUGACAACUUUCACACUGAUCAUUUCGAAGAAACAACUGCAAACCCGCUCUCUGCUUCUAGGAGGGAAAGUGCUGGAAUUCUGGAUGCUGAUAAUGAGGAUUUGUUUCGUCGAGUAGAAAGUCAAUCACUGAAGGCUUGCAAGAUUGAGAAUGAUGAGUUAGCGGAGAGUGGAGAUACAACAUUUGCUUUAUUUGCUUCCCUAUUUGAUUCUGCACGUCAAGGACUGAUGCCCAUUCCAAAACUAAUAUUGAAACUUGAGGAGUCAUGCAGGGAUGUUUCACAAUCAAUUAGGUAUGGAUCAGAUAUAAGACAUCGGGUUGUGGAGGAUAAACUUAUGAGACAGAAGUCUCAGCUUUUGCUUGGUGAGGCUGCCUCCUGGUCACUUUUAUGGAACCUAUAUGGAAAAGCUACUGAUGACAUUCCGCAGGAAUUGAUUAUGUCCCCGUCAACAUCUCAUUUGGAGGCUUGUCAGUUUGCUGUAAACAGCCAUACAGCUCAGCUAUGCCUUCGGAUAGUCCUGUGGCUAGAAGAACUAGCUUCAAAAUCACUUGAUUUGGAAAGGAAGGUGCGGGGAUCUCAUGUGGGUACUUAUCUUCCUAACGCUGGAGUGUGGCAUCACACACAAAGAUACCUCAAGAAAACUGGCUCUGGCGCUGACACUGUACACCAUCUGGAUUUUGAUGCUGCAACUCGUGAACAUGCUCGAAUUCUUUCUGAUGACAAUAAACAAGAUGAAUCUCUUCUUGAAGAUGUUUGGACUUUGAUAAGGGCUGGGAGAAUAGAGGAGGCAUGUGAUCUCUGCAGGUCCGCUGGGCAGCCAUGGAGAGCUGCAACUUUGAGCCCUUUUUCUGGGAUGGACAUGUUUCCUUCUGUUGAGGCGCUGAUAAAGAAUGGGAAAAAUAGGACUCUCCAGGCUAUCGAGCUGGAAAGUGGCUUUGGCAAUCAGCUGCGUCUUUGGAAAUGGGCUUCUUACUGUGCAUCAGAGAAAAUUGCAGAGGAGGAUGGUGGCAAACAUGAAGUUGCUGUUUUUGCAACCCAAUGUAGCAACCUGAACCGCAUGUUACCAAUUUGUACUGAUUGGGAGUCAGCUUGCUGGGCGAUGGCAAAAUCAUGGCUUGAUGUUCAGGUUGAUCUAGAACUCGCCCAAUCAAAGCCAGGCUUGACAGAAAGGUUUAAAAGCUGCAUUGAUGAAAGCCCUGAAACUAUGCAAAAUGGUAGUCAGGCUUCAUUUGGGCCAGAAGAUUGGCCCCUCCAUGUUCUAAACCAACAACCCCGUGACCUUCCUGCCCUUCUUCAGAAACUCCAUUCAGGGGAAAUGGUCCACGAAGCUGUUGUGAGGGGAUGCAAAGAGCAGCACCGGCAAAUUCAGAUGAACCUUAUGUUGGGGAAUAUCUCACAUCUUCUUGAUAUCAUAUGGUCAUGGAUAGCACCCUUAGAAGAUGAUCAAAGCAACUUUAGGCCCCACGGCGAUCCUCAUAUGAUAAAGUUCGGUGCUCACUUGGUGCUUGUUCUUAGGUAUUUGCUUGAUGAUGAAAUCAAGGACAGAGAGAAGCUCAGUAAUGUUGGCGAUCUUAUUCUUCAUAUGUAUGCAAUGUUCCUAUUUUCAAAGCAACAUGAAGAACUAGUAGGACUUUAUGCUUCUCACCUUGCUCGUCACCGCUGCAUUGAACUUUUUGUACACAUGAUGGAGCUAAGGAUGCAUAGCAGCGUACAUGUUAAGUACAAAAUCUUCCUUUCUGCUAUGGAAUACUUGCCAUUCUCUCAUGUGGAUGACUCGCAAGGAAAUUUUGAAGAAAUAGUUGACAGGGUUUUGUCAAGAUCCCGAGAAAUCAAACUUGCAAAAUAUGAUCCCUCAGUUGAUGUUGCAGAGCAGCAUCGUCAACAGAGUCUUCAAAAAGCUAUAGCCAUUCAGUGGCUAUGUUUUACACCUCCAUCUACUAUAAAGGAUGUGAAAGAUGUUACUUCCAAAUUACUCCUGCGAUCUUUGAUGCACAGCAACAUACUUUUCCGAGAGUUUGCUUUGAUUGCCAUGUGGAGGGUGCCUGCAACUCCUGUGGGUGCACAUACACUCCUUAGUUUUCUUGCUGAACCUCUGAAGCAACUCUCAGAAAAUCCUGAUACACUCGAGGAUUAUGUUUCCGAGAAUUUGCAAGAGUUCCAAGACUGGAAUGAGUAUUAUUCCUGUGACGCAAAAUAUCGCAACUGGCUCAAAUUCCAAUUAGAGAAUGCUGAAGUCACUGAACUGUCAGAAGAGGAAAAUCAGAAAGCUGUUGUAGCAGCCAAAGAGACUUUGGACUCUUCUUUGUCACUGCUCCUCAGAAAAGGCAAUCCCUGGUUGACAUUUCUCGAAGACCAUGUAUUUGAAUCAGAAGAAUAUAUGUUCCUUGAGUUGCAUGCAACUGCAAUGCUCUGUUUGCCUUCUGGUGAAUGUUUGCGCCCAGAUGCCACUGUUUGUGCGGCAUUGAUGAGUGCGCUUUAUGCUUCUGUCAGUGAGGAAGUUGUUUUAGAGCGACAGUUAAUGGUAAAUGUAUCGAUUUCAUCAAGGGACAGCUACUGCAUUGAGUUAGUGCUCCGGUGUUUAGCAACUGAGGGUGAUGGACUUGGGCCACAUAAUGCAAAUGACGGGGGUAUUUUAAGCGCAGUUACGGCAGCUGGUUUUAAAGGUGAGCUUAGCCGGUUCCAGGCAGGUGUUACUAUGGAUAUAUCCCGCCUAGACGCUUGGUAUUCAAGCAAAGAGGGCUCGCUUGAAACACCUGCAACUUAUAUUGUCCGCGGUCUCUGUAGGAGAUGCUGUCUUCCAGAGCUUGUUCUUCGAUCUAUGCAGGUUUCUGUUUGCCUAAUGGAGUCGGGAAAUCCACCUGAAGAUCGUGAUGACCUGAUCGAGCUCGUAGCUUCUGAUGAAGCUGGUUUUCUCUCUUUAUUCAGUCAGCAACAAUUACAGGAGUUUAUGUUGUUUGAGAGAGAGUAUUGUAUAUCCCAGUUGCAGCUUCAGGAGGAACUUUCAUCAUCUUGA